CCGACAGUGCGGGGAUCGAAACCAGGCAAGAACGUCCAACUGCAAGAGAAUGAAAUCAGAGGAUUGUGCUUGAAAUCCAGAGAAAUCUUUCUGAGUCAGCCUAUUCUGCUGGAACUUGAAGCUCCACUGAAAAUCUGCGGUGACAUCCACGGACAGUACUAUGACCUGCUCCGGCUCUUCGAGUACGGAGGUUUUCCACCGGAGAGCAAUUACCUGUUCCUCGGUGAUUACGUCGACAGAGGAAAGCAGUCCCUAGAAACCAUUUGUCUUCUACUGGCCUACAAAAUUAAAUACCCAGAGAAUUUUUUCCUCCUGAGAGGGAACCACGAGUGUGCCAGCAUCAACAGAAUUUAUGGGUUUUACGAUGAAUGUAAGAGAAGAUACAACAUUAAGCUGUGGAAAACCUUCACAGACUGUUUUAACUGUUUACCAAUUGCAGCUAUUGUGGAUGAGAAGAUAUUCUGCUGUCAUGGGGGUUUGUCCCCAGACCUGCAGUCCAUGGAGCAGAUCAGACGGAUCAUGCGUCCCACGGACGUUCCCGACCAGGGUCUGCUGUGCGACCUGCUGUGGUCGGACCCGGACAAGGAUGUCCUGGGCUGGGGUGAGAACGACAGGGGAGUGUCCUUCACCUUCGGUGCUGAAGUGGUUGCGAAGUUUCUCCAUAAACAUGACUUGGAUCUCAUAUGCAGAGCUCAUCAGGUGGUUGAAGAUGGAUACGAGUUUUUUGCAAAGAGGCAGUUGGUAACUCUGUUUUCGGCCCCAAAUUACUGUGGAGAAUUCGACAACGCGGGUGCCAUGAUGAGUGUGGAUGAAACACUAAUGUGCUCUUUCCAGAUCUUGAAGCCUGCAGAGAAGAAGAAGCCCAAUUCCAGCAGACCCGUGACACCUCCCAGGGGUAUGAUCACGAAACAAGCCAAGAAAUAGGCACUUUGCGCUGCCUCGUUGGGACUUGUAUCAUAGUCUGUACCCUCCAUUUUUAAACUGUCAUGUGUGCUGUUCAGCUUGCUCAGAAUAGGUGACGUGUUUGUGGUUUUCCUUCCAUUGGAUGAGAGGCGUUCGCUGGCUGCGGCGGCGAUGAGACGUUGGUCGCUCCC
Molecule: messenger RNA, 1094 nt
Organism: Acanthisitta chloris (rifleman)
Lineage: Eukaryota; Metazoa; Chordata; Aves; Passeriformes; Acanthisittidae
Gene: PPP1CC
Product: protein phosphatase 1, catalytic subunit, gamma isozyme
Exons: 6
Cellular component (GO): nucleus; cytoplasm
Molecular function (GO): protein serine/threonine phosphatase activity
Source: RefSeq, a predicted model, not a curated record